This is a messenger RNA of Brassica napus (rape), 1498 nucleotides long. RefSeq names its product putative nuclease HARBI1. The transcript has a single exon. The record is from RefSeq and is a predicted model, not a curated record. Bases 110 to 1129 code for a protein of 339 amino acids. Lineage: Eukaryota; Viridiplantae; Streptophyta; Magnoliopsida; Brassicales; Brassicaceae.
UGAUCAAAAUUUCCAAAGAGCGCCGCAACGAACUGGCAGAGGUUUGGGAUGGAGAAAUAUUUGGAAUCGGUUACUAGAAGAUGAUGCAGCUUGUCUUCAGUUACUAAGAAUGUCACUUCCAUGUUUCACAGCACUGUUUAACAUUCUACAAACAAAUUACGGUCUACAACCGACAUCCAAUAUAAGCAUUGAAGAAAGUGUGGCUAUAUUUCUAGUGAUAUGUGGACACAAUGAAGUUCAGAGAGAUGUCGGUUUGAGGUUUGGACGAAAUCAGGAGACUGUGAUGAGAAAAUUUAGUGAAGUUUUAACAGCAACUGAACUUCUUCCAUGUGAUUAUAUUAGAACUCCAACAACACAAGAACUACAGCGAAUUCUUGAAAGACUUCUAGUAGACCGAGUAAAUUAUCCGUAUUUUAGCGGUUGUGUUGGAGCGAUGGAUGGAACGCAUGUUUGUGUCAAAGUCACUCCUGAGUUACAAGGAAUGUAUUGGAAUCGACAUGAUAAUGCAUCAUUGAACAUCAUGGCAAUAUGUGACUUCAAUGUGUUAUUCACUUAUAUUUGGAAUGGAGCUCCAGGAUCAUGUCACGACACAGCUGUUCUAACCAUGACAAAAGAAAGUGAUUCUGAGUUUCCUAUGCCUCCACUUGACAAGUAUUAUCUUGUCGAUUCCAGCUAUCCCAAUAAACAAGGGUUUCUAGCUCCCUAUAGGUCAUCACGUAAUAGAGUUGUGAGGUAUCAUAUGUCACAAUUUAACUAUGGUCCCCCUCCAAAAAAUAAAGAAGAACUCUUCAAUCGGCGUCAUGCUUCUUUACGUUCCGUAAUCGAGAGGACUUUCGGGGUUUGGAAGAAAAAAUGGAGGAUUCUUUCUGAUUUUCCAAAAUAUGAUAUUGAUAUACAAAAAAGAGUGAUAAUGGCAACUAUGGGACUACAUAAUUUUAUCAAAAUUUCAAAUUUUGCAGAUGCAGAUUUUGCUGAAGUGAUGAUAGAGACGGGAAUAAACGACACAAACUCGGAGAACGAUUUAGACGACACAGAAGCAUUAAAUGCUACAAAUACAAUAGAUGGAGAAUAUAUGGCUCGAAUAAGGGAUAAUAUUGUAAAUAUGUUGUGGAAAAAUUUAAAUUCUUGAUUGUAUAUUUGUCUAUGUGGUGUAAUAAGAAGAAUUUAAAUUUUAUAUAUUUAUUAAUAAUAAUUAUAUCUUUUUUUUUAUUAAAAUAUAUUUAAAUUUAAGUUUUAUCCGCACCGCUUAUUCUACUUUUACCAUUCUACUUUUGGUUAUGUACCGCACUUGCUUUUUGUUACCAUUCACAUUUUAUUUUGUACCGCUUUUUUUUUGUUUAACCGCUAAUAAUCCGCAGUUUACAAAACCGCAGUUAAACCGUACCGCACUAUCCAAUCCACUUGUCCCGCACCGCUCAAUCCGCUGUUACCAUUCGGAGCCUAAGUUGAUGGCCACCUCCUCACCUAGUUUCUCAGCAUCCCUUGUGAGGGUUGUAGG